Messenger RNA from Phaethon lepturus (White-tailed tropicbird), 837 nucleotides. Its product is annotated as olfactory receptor 51I2-like. Gene Ontology annotation, biological process: G protein-coupled receptor signaling pathway. The transcript is spliced from 2 exons. Gene Ontology annotation, molecular function: olfactory receptor activity. Lineage: Eukaryota; Metazoa; Chordata; Aves; Phaethontiformes; Phaethontidae. The record is from RefSeq and is a predicted model, not a curated record. The annotation marks the transcript as partial. Gene Ontology annotation, cellular component: membrane.
AUUGGCACUUCUAAUUUCGGCUUUCACCAGAUGUGGCUUGGUGUUCUUGUCUGCACCCUCUACAUCCUCUCCAUGGUGGGGAGCUGCAUCAUUCUCUGCAUCUUAAGAGUAGACCGACAUCUCCAUCAACCUAUGUACUUCUUCCUUUGCAUGAUGUCCCUCAACAACCUUGAGGUCUCACUCUCCACGCUGCUUGCCGUGCUGACCACCUUCUGCUUUGACUGCCGAGGAGCUGGCUGCAGCACCUGUUCAGCCCAGAUGUUUUUCAUCCACUGCCUCUCCUUAACGUGGGGCUGCUGCUGGCCAUAUCCUUCCAAUGGUGUCAUUGCCAUCCGUACCCCACUGCACUACACGUCCGCCCGCACAGGCACCAGGAUCCUGGGCAUCGGGCUGGCUGCUGCAGUGAGAGGCUUUGGUGUGCUGUCGCCCUUAGCUUUUCUUCUUAGGCACCUGCCUUUCUGCCGUGACAAAGUCCUCUCUCAUCCCUACUGUUUGCACCCAGACAUAAUGAAGCUGGCAUGUGCAGACAUUUCUCUCCAUAUUUUGUAUGGUCUGUGUGCUGUUAUCGUAGUCUUUGGAAUAGACUCGUUGCUGCUGUCAUCCUCUAUGUUACGAUUUGGACGACCACCAUCAGUGCCACAUCUCAAGGGCAGCAUCUCAAAGCCCUGUGUCUCCUAUGUCUCUGCUGUUCCAAGACCCUGCGUCCCAACGGUGGCUGUCUCCACCGUACACUGCUUUGGGGAGGACCUUCCGCUUCUUCUGAUGUCCAGUAUUUGUCUCUCUGUGCCUCCUGUUCUCAACUCUCUCGUUUACAGUGUGAACAACAAAGAUAUUUGA